GAUGGGGGUGGGCCCACGCACUACGCGGCGCCGGGCCCAUCCGCCCCCACCCCCCCUAUAUACAAACCAGCCGCUGGCCCUCCCGUUGAGCGCAGAAGCGAGAGCAGGAGCAGCGCCACUCCGCACCGGACACCGACCCCGCCGAUCCCGCCGCCACCGCCGCCCGCGCCCGAUCUCCUCGCCGCAGCCUCUCGUUUCUCCUUUCACAAUCAAGAUGAGUCGUGGUGGUAGUGCUGGUGGUGGUCAAAGUCAGCUGGGUUACCUCUUUGGAAGCGGUGAGGCCCCUAAGCCAGCAGUGGCACCAGCUGCACCAGCCGCGAGUGCUCCUCCUGCUGAGAAACCAGCUCCUGCAAAGCCUGACGUGACUAAGCAGAUCCCUGCAGGGGUUGCCAGCCAAACCAAUAACUAUCACCGGGCUGAUGGGCAGAACACCGGCAACUUCCUUACGGACCGUCCUUCCACCAAGGUCCACGCUGCUCCCGGCGGUGGCUCUUCCCUGGACUACCUGUUCGGUGGGAAGUGAUGCUGAUGGUGGUGGCGCUCACCAAGUUAUCCUCCCACCCCAUCAUUAUCUGAACCAAGUUAUCCCCCCGCCCGCCGCAUUAUCUGAACCGUGAACAACCGUUGUUGUUGUCGUUCCAUGUGUGUACCCCCGUGCUGUGUGCGUACGAAUGAUUUCUCUGUGACAAACCUCUGUCCAGCAUGGGGACGUAAGCUGUUGCUAAAUUUCAGGGCAAAUCGUGUGCCCGAACCUUCGCCAUAAGUCUAUCCUUGCUUGCACCCGGUGUCUU
Panicum hallii is the source of this 791-nucleotide messenger RNA. RefSeq names its product protein SPIRAL1-like 1. The record is from RefSeq and is a predicted model, not a curated record. Bases 2 to 523 code for a protein of 173 amino acids. The transcript has 3 exons. Gene Ontology annotation, biological process: cortical microtubule organization. Lineage: Eukaryota; Viridiplantae; Streptophyta; Magnoliopsida; Poales; Poaceae. Gene Ontology annotation, cellular component: cortical microtubule, transverse to long axis.